GGCAACUGCCCACUUCACUUGCUGGCAUUGCUCUGAGUUGUAAGCCAGAAGAUAGAAUGGAUUGUCCACAGGAAGAUCAAUAGGAGUUGUCUUCAAUCCACUGGUACUACAGCAAAAAUCAAUUGUCGUUCCAGUAAUCAGGGUGUAAAAAAGAGGACAAAGAAAGCGAUAACUCCCACAGGUCUUGCUGUCAUACGUCAACUCUAAAGCGUCCCAAACAAAGGAAAUCUCACUUCUGCAUUCAAAUCCGUUCAAAUCUUCGAGAUUCCUUGAUUCUUUGAAUCGAGGAAGCGAUUACGUGAAUCGCAGUGACAUUUUGUGGAUCCCAGCGCUAGGAAAAGUUCGCUUUGUUUCGAUCGAAGUGGAAAACUAAAAGAUGCUGAAUAGCACGAACGAUUCGUUGGAUAAUACAUUCUAUCGUCAAGCCAGUGAGCAGCAUGUUGCUCUUCGUACUGGUCUUGGUACCAUUGCGUUUCUUUCCUUCACUGGGAAUGGUCUUCUCGUAGUGUUGUUCAUGAAGAACAGAGAACUACUCAAAACACCCUACAGUUUAUUCAUACUCAGCCUUGCUGUUACGGAUAUGACAACAGGUAUYGCCCUGGUCUUAACGCCAGCCUACAUCGUAGGCACGUAUAACUUCCCGAUCCCAAGUGGCAUUGCCGGGGAGCUAUUCUGUCGUAUCGUUGCCUCGUAUUUCUUGGUAUUUUCUCUUGGUAUUGUAUCGGUUUACACCAUCACUUGUCUUGCUUUAGAAAGGUGGUUUGCAGUGGCUCGUCCAGCGAAGUACAAAGCCAGUUUCAAGAAGAGCCGUGUGGCAGUGAUAGUCUCUCUCGUAUGGCUGUGCUCUUUCUUGCUCAACGCUCCUCAGAUGUUCGAGAUGACUCUGGGACCGGACAAUAACUGCAUCUGGAUCAAUAACCUGACAGAAGGAAAGAUACGAAAACUGAUUGCCUUCGUCGAGUUUAACGGGAAAUUCUUCAUCCCUCUUGUUGUGACUUCAAUCGCGUUUAUCAACUUAGGUCUCAGAGUACGUCAUUCUCCCGCACUUUUUAAGACCAAUCACGGCCAAGCAGGUAUCCGUCUACUGCGCAUGUGCGUGACUACAGCGGUGGUGCUUGGGAUCUGUUGGUUUCCUAACCAGCUCUAUUACUUGUUGUUUAAGUUUGAUCUCACGUAUAUGGACACUCCUAUACAUCACUUCACUGUGAUAAUGUGUAUGGGGAAUUCCUGUGUCAACCCGUUCAUCUACUGUGCCACGAAUAAAGCUUAUCGGGAACGCUUCAUUGGUAUAUUGUGCCCUUGUUAUAAGGGAGUCGUAACGCCUCUUGAAGGGCACAGUGAUUUAGGCAACAGGAGUCAGGUUUCUAGAGCCAGAGGCGUAGAUGCAAAGGAUAACUUAGCUGUGGAAAGCAUUAUGUAAAAGGAUAUCUUCCUGUGUUUAAUUUACUUUUGCUCAGGUCUGAUGGAAUAGACYUCUUUAGCUUGGACGUAAUGUUUCCCCACUUCAGACCAUGUGUCAUUUCCUAGAGUAUCAUUUCUUUGUGUAAUGGUUGCACAUGAGAAGACACAUGGAUAUAGGUACAACUCAAACAAAGAUAUUAUUCUCAAGAGAAUGACAUGUGGUUUGAAAUGGGAAUUUCACCCAUGACAAAGAGGUCCCAAACAAAGAUAUUAUUCUCAAGAGAAUGACAUAUGGUUUGAAAUGGUAAUUUCACCCAUGACAAAGAGGUCCCAAACAAAGAUAUUGUUCUCAAGAGAAUGACAUGUGGUUUCAAAUGAGAAUUUCACCCACGACAAAGAGGUCCCAAACAAAGGUAUUAUUCUCAAGAGAAUGACAUGUGGUUUGAAAUGGAAAAAACAUUAAGAUCAAGGUAAAGAGGUCUAUUAUAUUGUAUCCAUAUUUGAGUUGUAUCUAUAUUCUUCUCAUGCACAACUGUUAGACAAAGAAAUGAUACUCUAGGGAAUGGCACGUGGUCUGAAAUGGGAAAACAUUACUCCCAAGGUAAAGAGGUCUAUUACUUUGAACAUUCAAGAUGCAUUCUAGUGAAGGUCCGUGGGAUUUCAAAGUGUUUGUAUUUUUGAAGUUGGCAUUAUUUACUUUACCAUUGGUAUUUGUUAAUAUUUAGACAAUGAUUGGAGGCUAACCCUGAGUAAAUGAGUCUGUAAUCAAGGAACACAGCAAUAUUGGAUUAAUUCAAAGAUGCUAUUAGAUAGUAUUAUGGAUAAUUUCAGUAAGAAACGUAUAUCAACCUCUCUUAAAUAUGAAAUUCUGAUCCUUCAAUGUGGAUAUAAAAGCAAAACAAAUGUACCCGAAAGGUUUUUUUGAAGUGACUGGGAGUUUGGUCAUUGAAACCAUGUGACCGAAAAAUUCCUUGAGAUAUAAAUGACAAUGAAACAAUCGCCAUCUUGGUUGGUCUAACGGGAGAAGUUAAUGAGGAAUACUUUGUAUAGUCAACCAACAUGGUGGGUAUGACGUAAUUAACAUGCACCCCAAGAAUUACACGUCGCACGGAGAGUGCACUAGUCUGUUCUUGAUCCGAACUUCAUCCSAACUUCAUCCGAACUUCAUCCGAACUCCGUAAUUCAUCCGAACGUAACCAGAGUUAAAUUCGGGCUGCACACAGGCUUCGAGUGCACAUUUAAAGCUAGCUCUGUAACAUAUAAGCGUGCAGCACGAAACAUGUCGAAAAAGUUGGAGAAAAUACCGAUCGAGAAAAUAAAGCGACAAUGAACUUUUGGAGGCAGACAUUUGAAAUUUUUAAAAAUGGUGUGAGCUGUAAUGCGUUUCCUAUUCUCUCAGCACGUCAUCGUGUUAAUGGGAUCAAUCCUUGAAUACACCAUUUAUGAGUAGAGUUGGCGGUUGAUUGAAAUUUAAGUAAGAAGAUGAAUUUUAAACAUGAAUUUGGUAGCCAUUGACAUGCUUAUUAACUGGAGAUAAAAUAUAUACUAUAAUUAUAGCUUUCUUCUCAAUAAUUAUUUUAUAAUUGUACAAUUAAUUUUUUGACGAAGUAUUGUUUCAACUUCGGAGGAAAUAUUUUUCUGCAGCCUGUGUAUUAACAGACAUAUUUGCGAUGUCUUUCAUUAAAAAAUCUCUCGAUUUGAUUGGUCAGACCAAGAAACCCAUUCGAGUGUCAUCAGCUGUGAUGACAAAGCUGCCCCGCUUCCAGCAUAAGAAUAAUCCCACGAAAGUCUCUCUCUUGUAUUUUGUUGAUUUUGAAACUGAAAAAAAGACAUAAUUUCGAAAUGAGGUUCUUGGUGUGGUUCAUUUUUGUUGCAUUUUUUGCAGUUGUUAUUGCUGACGAUGAGGACGCCAUCUUGCAAAGCACAGAAUACGGACAAGAUAUAGAGAACGACGAAUACCUCAGCGAAUUGGAUAUCAACCAAAAAGAAGGUGUCGAUCUUUUUGAAGGAGAUAUCAUGAUGGAUCCAGAAGAACUCGAACAGCUGAAGAAGGAAUGGAGCGAAAAGCAAUAACCAGUCAGCCAUGUUGAAUCCAAUAUUAUCUCAAUUACUUUGAAAACCUUGUGAUAGUCACACAUGUUUCAUAGAUUUCCCAAGUAGAUGUUUCCAAGUGUCACGUCUUUUCCAUUGUACUUAUCAUUAGUCGUCAUAAAAGUCACGCAAGUGCU
Molecule: messenger RNA, 3629 nt
Organism: Actinia tenebrosa (Australian red waratah sea anemone)
Lineage: Eukaryota; Metazoa; Cnidaria; Anthozoa; Actiniaria; Actiniidae
Product: gastrin-releasing peptide receptor
Biological process (GO): G protein-coupled receptor signaling pathway
Cellular component (GO): membrane
Molecular function (GO): G protein-coupled receptor activity
Source: RefSeq, a predicted model, not a curated record